Molecule: messenger RNA, 267 nt
Organism: Staurois parvus
Lineage: Eukaryota; Metazoa; Chordata; Amphibia; Anura; Ranidae
Source: the annotation of a GenBank genome assembly
CAGGGGCGGACUGACCAUUCGAGCACUCGGGCACUGCCCAUGGGCCCAGGAUUAGUAGGGGCCCAUGAAAUGCCACUGUUAUCCUGUUUUAUAGGCUUUUUUGGUGUGGGCAAGGACACAGGGGCCCCAUGGUUGCCUAUUGCUCGGGGGCCCCAUGAGUUGUCAGUCCGCCCCUGAUUGGUCCCAUAGGAUGGUGCUGAUCAGUUGUCAGUGAAGGGCGUGUUGACUGCACCAUUGGACAAACCACAUGAGAUGGAAGGGCCGAGC